Molecule: messenger RNA, 2770 nt
Organism: Pseudo-nitzschia multistriata
Lineage: Eukaryota; Bacillariophyta; Bacillariophyceae; Bacillariales; Bacillariaceae
Source: the annotation of a GenBank genome assembly
GGCAACCGCGGCGCGGGCGGGCUCGUCCGAGUUUUGUUUUUAAGAGUAGAAUUCUCAAUUUUUCUUUUCUGCAUAUCAACUUAAGUACCGGUACUAUUAUCUAAUAAUAAUAUGUUGUAUUGGCGACGAUCAAGACUCAAGACAGAUGCCCAGUAAGUCCCGUCCGGUACCGGCAGACUAUUCUCUAACCUUCACGAAUUCAUUUAUUUUUGAAUUGGGAUUUGAUGGAUUCGCCGCUUCUCAUAACCUGUGAAAUAUUUGUAGGCUCCUUAGUGUCGUAUGAAUACGUGUUUACAAUAAAGAGUGAGGUUAUUCACUCACUAGCUACUCGUGAUUGUGGUUUUAGUGUCUCUGUCUCACAUUACGAAGUAAGUUACUAGUGAUACUUAUGGUGUUCUAUCGUCUUACGACAAAAGUUUCUAUUCGGCGCUGCUUCCGGUCGUAGUUGCCGAUGCUUUCUGUUGCUCCGAGAUGCGCUGGAGCUCGCUCACCGUCACGACCUUGAAGUUUCUCCGAACAACCAGGUCCUCCAAUAAGAGUUCCAGAGCCGUCAGGCAGUAUCCCCGGAAGCCCAGGGCUUCUGGCAUGUGGAGGAGGGCGAUCGAUCCGUUCUUAAUCUGCUUGCUCAGCGACGCCGCGAUCCAUGCACCGUCCUCGAUGAUGGGGCAGGCCGCGUAGGCAUCGCACAUAACGUUGUACAUGUCGCGCUUGGCGAGCCCCUCCUCCAUGACCUUGGUGUACCUGGACUGGGGCGCGCGGAACCACUUCACGCCGAUGGGGAUGGUGGCGUGGCUAUUGUCAGUGCUAGUAAAGGCAAACUCGUCGUGGUUGCUGGCGUUUGCCUUUUGCUGCAGGUCCUUGAUCUUGUCGUUGCAUUCGUCCAGUGCUUCCAGGAACGCAUCGACGGAAGUCGCCAGCGUUUUGUCCAUUGGUUCGUCACGUAUUCCGUGGUUGGCCAGCUCGUGGCCCUCCUGCAACAAGCGGAUCAUGUCGGGUUCAUGAAAUGGCGAGAGGAACGACGAGAUCACCAUAAAGGUCGCCUUGGCAUCGUACUUGUCGAACAAAUCAAGCACCUUGGGGAGCAAAGAUAGCGAUUUGUCGGCAAAGUUGAAACGGCCCGGGACGUCGUCAAUGCUCAGCGCAACGUAUCCGGCCGGUCCUUGCGCAUUCUGUGAUUCGGAUUCUUCCGAGACGGUCUCGUGCUCCGUGCCCACGGUUGCAGCAGUAUCGUUGUUCGCACCAUUCGCAGCGGCAACAAUUGAAUCGUUGUUUGUCGAGUCGUCGCCCAUCUUUUGAUCCUCGGCGUCGACGAUGUCACUGCUGUCAAAAAUGACAAUGUCCUCUUCUUCGAGGUAGUCGACAAUAUCCUCUUCUGUGGCUUCAGCGUUUGGCGACGACAAGGAUGGCAUCUUUCUGAAUUUUUCCGAGAAUUUCUUUUUCGUGUUCGAUACGGUAGAUCGGAAGCUGCUGUUCUCGAAUUUCUCUUUGGUGUUGGACAACGACGAACGAAGACUGCGACGAAUGUCAUCGGUUUUAGUUGCAGAGGACACCUUCAUUUUUGAGAGUCUUUCGUUCAGGCUCAAUUUCGGGGCGGGUGGGUUGUCUCCGCCAACCGAUAGUUCGUUGCUUUCUCCAGUGGCGGCAAUGCUCUGUUUCUUCAGGGAUGCCAAACUCACAGACGAAAUUCGUGCAAGCUUGCCCUUCCAUUUCGCCGAGGCGCGGCUUUGAUCGCCGUUGGUGCCGUCAGACCCGUCCAUGUCGAACCGGUAAAUGGUCCUGGGAGAGUUUCGCAGCGGGAAACAAGCAAAGAACUGGACGGAUUCUUUUCGAAAGAACAUGUUGACGGAUUGCUUGACCAGGAAUUGUUGCUGGGAUGAUCGCCGAACGGGCACCACUGGGAGUGUUCCUCUUUCGAUUUCGGUUUCGAUGUCUUGCAGGGAGCAAGAAAAUCCGUCCUUAGCACAGGCAGUAGCACUUACGGUGUCGGACGCGGCAUCCACGGACAACGCGCCCGGUUUUUCAAUCGACGUGCGUCGUUUCCACGCCGAUGCUUCGGUUACGCUUUCUUCGUCUGGUCUCGUUUGUUCCUUUGCGGCAGCGUACAGCAGGAUCGCCACGUCCGAGUUCGAGUGCCGGGGAGAAAACCGCAGGGGAUUCCAAUUGGCAUCAAAUACCCCGAAGGAAGACGUUUCCGCGGACAUGAUCUUUGCGGCGAUGUUCGAGGAAAACUUAUUCAUACCGCGUUCGAGUUCCAUCUGUAGUUUGGUCCCCUUUCCAAAAAGUCCUGGAGAAAUGUGGUUCUCAUCACCGAUGCCGAUUAGGUCGUCGUCACUCUCGUUCUCGUCGUUGUUUUUGAGGAUGGGAUCUUCAAUCUUAUUUUGUUCGCCGUCGUCGGUGCCUUCUUUCUGCUGCAAGCUUCGAAAGAUCUCAAAGGCGCGAACGUCCAAAGCCGUCGCUUCUGUCCUCUCUCCUUCGCUUUCGCAGCUGGUGACAUCAAUUGGUUCCGUUGAUUCGGCAUCCACAUUCGGACUCGAAUCCGUUUCAUUAGGAACGACGCAAUCGCGUUCGACUCGGAUCCAAUCGAUGUAGUCAUUGCUUUUGUGCAACAAACCGUACGUUACGUAGGAUGGGAAUGAAUCGCCUUUGGUUGCCAUUGUGCGUGUUUUAAGUUUCAGAAUUAUCGACUGACUUUUGAUGUGGUAUCAAAACGAAUUCUGCUCAAAGACCACCUUAACUAUCUUACGGUAUGAAACAAAUAACAAAUAAUGCU